GAAUCAUGACAUUUAGUGGAAACAACUUCACGUUUGUUUUGUGUUUAUUUAUUUUAUAAGCAAGUAAUAAAAUAAUUAAAUGUGAAAUGAUGUCUGAUUUUCUAGCAGAGAAUAAUUCAUGUGGUCAGUUCAUUUUAAAUUUAGUUUCUAGAGGUAAUGCGAUCGUAGCAGAAUUACUUAGACUUAAAGAUUACAUUCCAAAAGUUUACAGGCUGGAUACAAAACAAGAUGCCCAAAAAUACUGUGAUAUAAUAUUAGAUUUCAGUUAUUUUAAAAUAUCUGAAAUUCACGAAGAAAGGAUUGAAAAUAAUGAAGCUCUUAGAGACCUCGAUGAAGUAUUCCGUGAUAACCAUAUAGAAAUUAUAAAGAGAUUUUAUUUGGUAUUUGAAAGCAUCCAUGCUUAUGUUACAGACUUGAAUCAUUUUGUUGAAGAACUCAAUGAAGGAAUAUAUAUCCAUCAAACAUUGGAAAAUGUUUUUACUGAUAUUGAAGGCAAACAAGUGAUGUGUGAAGCUCUAUAUCUCUACGGAUUAAUGUUGAUAAUAGUUGAUGCAUUUAUAGAUGGCACAGUAAGAGAACGUUUGUUAGUUUCUUAUUAUAGAUACGCUCCACAAAGACAGGAUACAAGAAGUUGUAUAGAUGAAGUUUGUAAGCUAUUACGUGAUACUGGAUAUUCCCUUACAAAAAAACCUCUCACAUACCCAGAAGACUAUUUCAACCGAAUUAAAAUAAAUUCCACUUAUGUAGAUUAUGUGAUAGGUCGCUUAAGAUCUGAUGAUAUCUAUGGGCAGGUGUCCGUUUAUCCUCUUCCGAAACAUAGAAGCACUGCACUGGCUAAUCAAGCCUCCAUGCUCUAUAUUUGUUUAUUUUUUUCAACUGAUAUUCUACAUUCCCAAACUGCAAUUAUGAGAGAAAUAGUUGAUAAAUAUUUUCCAGAUAAUUGGACUAUCUCUUUAUAUAUGGGGUUGGUUGUUAAUUUAAUCGAAACCUGGGAUGCGUUUAAAGCUGCUAAAUCAGCUCUAAAUAAUACUUUGGAAGUUGUAAAUGUGAAGAGUUAUGCUAUUUCUCAUGGUACAAAUGUUCCAAAUCUUUUAAAAACGACCGAUUUGUUGUUAAAAGAAGGUAACAUUACAGACGAGAAUCUACUAAAAGAUAUAAACAAUAUAAUAACGACGUUAAGGGACUGUAACGUGACGGUUCGUUGGUUGAUGCUUCAUACAGUCUUGAAACCAGGUCAAAAUGAUAAAUUAAAAAAAUCAAAGCAACUACGAGAAUUGGUUGUAACAGAAUCGAAAUGCGAUCCGGAAUUGUUAUUCAAAUUGUUAUUGAAUACAGCACAAUUAGAAUUAGUUGUUAGGGAAUUAUAUAAACAAUUGAUGACGAAUAAGCAAGAUCAGUGGAAUGAACUUAAGAUGGAAACUAAUGCACGAUUACUGGAACUUUCGGAAGUGUUUGGUGGAGUAAAACCUUUAACUAGGAUACAGAAGAAUGAAAAUUUAAAAAUUUGGUUUGUGGAAAUUUCGAAACAAGUACAGUCUUUAUCCCAGGAGGAGAGUAGUUCUUCUAGAAAAAUUGUACAAUUGAUCCAAGCUUUAGAAGAAGUACAAGAAUUCCACCAAUUGGACAGUAACAUGCAAAUUAUACAAUUCCUUACAGAAACUAGAAAAUAUUUGGAUCAAAUGUUGAGAACUAUGAGUAUAAAAGAAGAUAUUCUUAUAAAUUUACAAAUUAUUGGUGAUAUUAGUUACGCUUGGGAGCUUAUCGAUUAUUAUACAAAAAUAAUGCAGUUAGGUAUAAAAAAAGAACCUACAUUAGUAAUAAAAUUACGAGCGGUUUUUCUUAAAUUAUCCUCGGCAUUGGAAAUACCUUUACUUCGAAUAAAUCAAGCCCACAGCGAAGAUUUGAUAUCAGUUUCGCAAUAUUAUAGUAAAGAACUCGAGAUAUACGUUAGGAAAGUUUUGCAUAUAAUUCCAAGUAUGAUGUUCGAAAAAUUAGCUAGAAUCAUCGAAAUGCAAACAACAGUUUUAAAGGAAUUACCUACGAGAGUCGAUAAGGAUAAAAUCAAAGAUUAUACUCAGUUAGAUGAGAGGUUCGAAUUUGCUGAACUAACAAAUUCAAUAUCAGUCUUCAGUCAAGGUAUGAGAAUGAUGAAAAGCACUUUGGUUGGAGUUAUAUGUUUAGAUCCGAAGCAGUUACUCGAAGACGGUAUAAGAAAAGAACUAGUCCUACACAUAUCUAAAGCUCUACACAACCAUCUAAUAUUCAGUCCAAAAUCAAAAUAUGACGAACUCUCACAAAAAUUAACAACGUUGGUUAGUAUCAUGGACGGUUUCAAAAGAUCUUUUGAGUACAUUCAAGAUUACAUAAACGUGAACGGUUUGAAAAUUUGGCAAGAAGAAGUUACUAGAAUAAUUAAUUAUAACGUCGAACAAGAAUGUAACGGUUUCUUGAGACGUAAAAUUCAUCCGUGGCAAAGUUUAUAUCAAAGCAGAUAUGUACCCAUACCGAUAUAUCCUCCUAUAGAUCAGAGUGUCAAUUUUAUUGGUAGAUUAGCUAGAGAAGUCAUAAGGUUAUCCGAUCCAAAGAAUUCUGUUUAUUUGGAUACCACUGUUACAUGGUACGACAGUAAGACCCGCAAGGACCUUAUUAACAAACAAACUAUAGCAUCUAUAGCGUCUGCUAUAGAGAUAACUGGUUUAGUAGGUUUGGAUAGACUUUUCUCGUUCAUGAUAGUUAAUGGAUUACAAAAAGUUAUAAGUUAUUUAGAAAAUAAAAACGUUCAAAACGUUUCUUGGAUUAAUAUAAUCCCUUCGAUACAAAAAGAAAUGGAGCGAAACGAAGAAUUUUCAAAUCCUCUGAAAGUUUAUCAGACCUACAUCAAUCGUUGUACUAAAAUAUGGACUGAAUUUUUGGAAAAUAUCCUUUUAGUUGGACAGUUGCAGUUAUUGAGAAAUUUAGUUGCUUUUUAUUUGAACACUUCUUGUAAAUUUAAUGCGAAAACUUUGGAAUCAUCUCUUAGGGCUAUAAAUAAGGCUCUCCUUAUUGAUAUGGAAACCGAUAAGUAUCAACCAAGUGAAAAUUUAUUAAAAUCAUUUUCAAUCUACUUCGAUUAUGCUGGUUUAAAUCAACCAUUCAACAAAAUAUAUACAACGUCAAAUAACGACCGAAAUCAUGCGAUAACCAUUUUCGUAUUUGUCAUAUGUCAUUUACCGAAGCUGUUUUUACCACAAAUUACAGGAAACAUGAGUAGAAAGAGUCAAGAUCAAAUUGAUGGUAUAAGUUUUUCAACCGGUGUGCAUACGGUCUUAAAACAAUUUCAUACGAAUGUAAAUCGCGAAUUUAUAAAAUACAUAAGCAAUUAUAUUUUGCAACUUACAAAAUGCAAUAGCAGUUCGAAAAAUACAGAACUUCUAAUGGAAGUCAACGUAGCCCUUAAAUUCAUGGAAAUUUAUACGAAUUAUUCCGAAGAAACGAGGAUAUAUUACAGGGAAUUUUUACCAUCGGAAAUACUUCACGUACAACAAACUUUGUGUCCUGGCUCGGUAUACUGAAAUCGUGUCAUACUGUAUACUCAUAUACAAUUGAUCUAGAUAAUAUUUAUUUCUAUAUAUAAGGCGUCGUUAAAAAAUAUGGUGAAUUAUUCAAUUAAAAACAAAAUAAAAAAUGUGAAACAUAAAAUUUUGAAAAAUCCCAACUGUGAAUAUUUCUAAAUCUGGUAGGUAAGGUGGAUGUAGAGAGACAUUGAUUAAAAACUCUUUAGUCACAAGCGACUUACGGCGUGGAACCAUGGAACAGAAACCCAUUCGUCCGUUUUUAAUAUUAUUUUUUCACAAAUCGUUUUCAAAAUUGUGUCCACUGUUUGUCGAACGAACAAGUUUGUCUCUUUUCUUUUUUUGUGCCUUACUCAUUUCCAAAAGUAUGAAGAAAUUUUAAUAUUCUUCAUCAUUAUUAACUUGAAACAAAACUAAUGCGUCGUUUAAGGUCCUUGUUUCACGACGAUAUCACUGAGCCAGAACCGAUUAAAACUUAAACAUGGAGAGUUGAGACUACUAAUAAUUGCUGCUUUAAAAAUUCAUUUACUGUAUUUUUUCAUCACACCUCGUAUAUAAUUGUAUAUAUAUUUUGUUAUUUGAUUAUCAAUAUUAUAUUAUUACCAAUCGAAGUUUUAUUAAAUGUAUGGGAAAACCAUAUAGUUGCAUGAACUGCUUGUUCUUCUAUUACCACAAGCAAAAGAAGAUACUAGAUGCAGAUGACAUGAUAAAGAUGAGAAAACUUUGAACUCCAACUUACGAAUAUACAAUAUCAUAAUGAAUAUGGAAAUAAACAAACACAAGAUUAUAUGAUGGUAAUAAGCCGUAAGAAGAAUAUACAUAAGACGAAAGUAGAAGAAUUAAAUAUAGAACAUGUCACACAAGAUGGAAGAUUGGAACAAGACAUGAAUGAAAGAACCGGAGCAAGUGGAAGAUUAUUCAACUCAAUUAAGACACAGUUUGUAUCCAAAAAGGGCAUAUCAAAACAAAUAUGUAAAAAAGUAUCCAUGUUCAUAUUGACAUUAGCAUGAUUCGCGCACAAAGCAUGAAUAUGGACCUUCGUUGAUACUGAUAGAAAUAAUUAUGGCAGGAGGUUAAAUUGAUAGAAAUAGGACCAAAGGGUGGUCAGGGUGAUGGAGGGUUGCUAAGUAUCAACUCAAGAUGUGACCCACGCCGGAAAAGCAAAAAUGGAAAUAGGUUAGGUUUUUCCAAGGUCAAGGUCAUCGGAGGGGUGUAACCUGUAUCAAAGAAUUACCAAAUUUUUUAUACAAACUUUUCGCAUUCUGGAUAAAGUAUAAAAAUAUCCAGACAGUUUUCUAGGACUACUCUUAUUGUUAUGUAUAUAAAUAAACAAAUCAGUUAUAUUUUCAUAUUUAAUAAAAAACAAUAACAAAUAUAAUACUAAUUAAAACCCAUAAAA
This is a messenger RNA of Diorhabda carinulata, 4950 nucleotides long. RefSeq names its product WASH complex subunit 5 (gene Strump). Lineage: Eukaryota; Metazoa; Arthropoda; Insecta; Coleoptera; Chrysomelidae. Gene Ontology annotation, cellular component: WASH complex; endosome. Gene Ontology annotation, biological process: endosome fission; regulation of actin nucleation; endosome organization. The transcript has 14 exons. The coding region runs from base 87 to 3551 and encodes 1154 amino acids. The record is from RefSeq and is a predicted model, not a curated record.